AUGUUAGCUCAGAAACAAAUGUUAAAGAAAAACUACACAGCAGUGACUGAGUUUAUUCUCCUGGGACUGACAGAUCGAGCAGAGUUGCAGCCUGUCCUUUUUGUGAUUUUCCUAGUCAUCUACCUUAUCACAGUAAUCGGCAACACGACCAUGAUUUUGUUAAUCAGAAGUGACCCAAAACUUCACACUCCAAUGUACUUCUUCCUCAGUCAUCUCUCCUUUGUAGAUCUCUGUUAUGCCACCAGUGUCACUCCUCAGAUGCUAGUUAAUUUUUUAUCCAAGAGAAAAAGCAUUUCCUUCACUGGUUGCUUCAUACAAUUCCGCUUUUUCAUUGCCCUGGGGAUCACAGAUUAUUAUAUGCUCACAGUGAUGGCUUAUGACCGCUACAUGGCCAUCUGCAAACCCUUGUCGUACAGCAGCAAAAUGUCCGGAUGUGUUUGCUUCUCUCUCGUUGCUACUCCUUACAUUUAUGGCUUUGCAAAUGGUCUGGCACAGACGAUCCUGAUGCUUCGUCUCUCCUUCUGUGGACCCAAUGAAAUCAACCACUUUUACUGUGCAGACCCUCCUCUCUUAGUCCUUGCCUGCUCAGAUACUUAUGUCAAAGAAACUGCCAUGUUUGUGGUGGCUGGUUCCAACCUCACCUGUUCUCUCACCAUCAUCCUCAUCUCCUACAUUUUCAUUUUCACAGCCAUUCUACGUAUGCACUCUGCUGAGGGGAGGCACAAGGCCUUCUCAACCUGCGGGUCCCAUCUGACAGCUGUCACUACCUUUUACGGGACUCUGUUCUGCAUGUAUCUGAGGCCACCUUCUGAGUCAUCUGUAGAACAGGGGAAAAUUGUAGCUGUUUUUUAUAUCUUUGUGAGUCCUAUGUUAAACCCUUUUAUCUAUAGCUUGAGGAACAAAGAUGUUAAAAGAGCAAUGAGGAAGGUGAUCCAAAAGAAAUUGUUUGCUAAAUAG
Molecule: messenger RNA, 957 nt
Organism: Equus caballus (horse)
Lineage: Eukaryota; Metazoa; Chordata; Mammalia; Perissodactyla; Equidae
Source: RefSeq, a predicted model, not a curated record